Molecule: messenger RNA, 3798 nt
Organism: Orussus abietinus
Lineage: Eukaryota; Metazoa; Arthropoda; Insecta; Hymenoptera; Orussidae
Gene: Glg1
Product: Golgi apparatus protein 1
Exons: 14
Coding region: 352-3798 (1148 amino acids)
Cellular component (GO): Golgi membrane
Molecular function (GO): fibroblast growth factor binding
Source: RefSeq, a predicted model, not a curated record
CGAUGGAAUACCGCCUAAGGGACCGGUCGUUAAUAAGUGGUUAAUAAGAAGCGCAUUGUUUAGAGAUGCAAUUUCCUGUUGAUCUCGGAAAUUUCUGCAAAACUGUAUAUUUCUACUUAUGUCUUUUCAGUGAUUGAAAUAUUAUAUUGUGCGGGUACAGGGAACUCAUUGAACCAGACAACGUAUCGGUUGUAUCGCGGAACGGUAGUGGACUUUAUAGUGGUGACAAAUGUCGAGGAUACGCAACCAGGAUUGGAACAGUCUAAUAUACGACUUUGAAAGAUUCGUCCAUAUCUAUAUGCCUGCAUAAUACCUGUAACCGUAAUGAAAUUUGCUAAAAAGAUCAUCUAAAUGAAGAAAGAUCAUAAAGCAGGUACAAUGGGAAGCAUAAAUGUAUUGAAUAAACUCGCCUGUACUAUCGUCGUGCAGCUCGUGGUACUGCACAAUGUCCAAACGAUUAGGCUUCACAGUGAUGUAUCUGUAAUCGACGUUGAUACUAUGUCACGUGUAAGCUGGGUUUUUGGUGAUUCUAAUGGAGCAUCGGCGAGAGUAAAAAGAGGGUUAGGUCAUCCACGUAAAUCGGAAUAUCCUAUUAGUAAUAAGAUUUUGAUCGAUGAACCCGAGUGUCAAGAGGACCUUGGACGGCUCUGUGGAAUGAUGCAUAAAAGUAACGAUGACCUCUCCGUUCUUGAAUGUAUACAGACUUUUAAGGCUAACGAGGUGUCAAGUAUUAAUGAUGAGUGUCAGCAUAAAAUUUGGACUCAUAUAGUUAACCUUACAAAUGAUGAGAAUGUGCAAAGGUUAACUAAAAAGACAUGUGGCAAUAAAUUGGACGAUCUACGAUGCACUCCGAGUCCUGGGAAUGAAGUUGGAUAUUUGUCCUGUUUAAUUGACAAGAAAGAAGAGAUAAAAGAUCCACGAUGUCACGAUUACAUUCAACGCCUUGCUUGGGUUGCCUUUAGUGACUAUCGAAUCAUAACUUAUUUUGUGACCGAUUGCUUUAAUGAUAUCGAUAAGUUUCAAUGCGGCAGAAUACAGCCAGCAAAAUACAAAGACAUAUCUGAAGGUUUGACGAUAGCUUGUUUGCAAAGGCACGUGGAGAAACUUGAACCUCAGUGCAGGAAACGUAUUUUGCACGUAUCUGAAAUUCAAGCAGAUAAUAUUAAAUUAGAUCGCCAAUUGUAUAUGUCCUGCACACAAGACCAUAUUAAAUUCUGUCCAAACAUUCGCCCAGGUAGCGGACAAGUUUAUAAGUGCCUCAUGCAGCAUAAAACAGAUCGCUCCAUGACCAAGCAGUGUCAAGAUCAGUUAGCAAGGCGAGAAAAAUUGAUAGCUUCCGAUUAUAAAGUAAGCAAAGGAUUGGUUAGGGCCUGCAAAGAAGAUAUAAAAAACAAUCACUGCCGAAGGUCAGUUUCAGAAGAUAAAGAAAUUAGACUUGCUCAAAUAUUGCUUUGCCUCGAGGCUGCUGUAAGAAAUGGCAGUAAAGUUGCUUUUGAUUGUCAAGCUGAGAUGUUUGAUCAUAGGAAAAUUUUAAUGGAAGAUUAUAGACUCUCGCCUGAAAUUGUUGAUGGAUGCGCCAACGAUAUUUCAAUGUUUUGUAAUGGUCUCGAAGUUGGUGGUAAAACUAUUCACUGUCUUAUGGAGCAUACUCAAACGAGAAAGAAAAAAUCAAGGAUAUCAGCUGUAUGCCAAAGAGCUUUAGAAGAUCUAAUCAAGGAGACCGAUGCUGGAGAAGACUGGAGAGUAGAUCCAGUUCUGCGGGAGGCUUGUCAACCAGUGGUUGAUAUAGCAUGCAAGGAUGUACGUGGUGGUGAUGCUAGAGUUAUUUCUUGCUUAAUGGAUAAAAUAGGAACAGAGCUAAUGACGGAGGCUUGUGAAACUGCUCUUGUCCAAGUACAGUACUUUGUUGCCAGAGAUUUUAAGCUUGAUCCUCAAUUAUAUCGAGCUUGCAAACUGGAUGCAGUGCAUUUCUGUCAUGCAAAGAGUCUCUGGAUAAAUGAAGGGAGAGAUACAGAACCAGAAAGAGGUCCUUUAGUAUUAUCUUGCUUGUAUAGGUAUGCAUAUCAUCCCCAGAAAAAUAUGACGUUAAAGACUCAGUGUUUGGAAGAAAUUAGAAGAGUAAUGAGGCAAAGAGCUAUUAACGUAGAUUUACAACCUGAAGUUGAAGAACUUUGCCUUAAUGAAUUAGCUACAUAUUGUUAUGAUAAAACCGCCAAAGGAGAAGAAAUUUUGUGUCUCCAAGAUAAUCUUGAGAAAUUACACGAAGGAUGUAAACUGGCUGUCGGUAAUCUGACCGAAGAACAAGCAGAACGCAUUGAAUUAAAUCCUGUUAUCACUGCAGCUUGCCAACAUGUCAUGGAUCGUCAUUGUGGGGAAGUACUCAAGUUUGGUAAGGAUGAAGGUGAUCUGAUGGAAUGUCUUAUCGAACACAAAAACGAUCUUGAUGUUCGGUCUGAUUAUAAGUGUAAAGCAGCAGUCGAACAUUUUCAAUUAAUUACCUUGAAGAGUUACCGUUUCACAUAUAAAUUUAAAGAAGCUUGCAAACCCUACGUAAAAAGAUGGUGUCCCAAGCCUGAGACCAAAGCUGACGUAAUUGAAUGUCUGAGUUCGAUUAUACAGGACGAUAUAAUCAGAGAUACGCAGCACCGAAUACCAAAAGAUUGCCGACAACAAUUGAAGGCACAGUUAUAUCAGCAGAGAGAAAAUAUUCAGUUUGAUCCUGUUUUACAAAGAUCAUGUGUAAUGGAUAUCGAAAAAUUUUGCUACAACAUAGAAGCAGGAAACGCACAGGUUCUUGAGUGUUUAACUUCUCAUAAACGAAUGCUGACUGAUACAUGCCACAAGCAACUAUUUAAACGACGUAAGGAAGAAUUUCAAGAUAAUUCAAGUGACUUUGCUCUACUAAAUACGUGCCGUGCCAUGGUCCGGUUGUUUUGCCACGAUGUGGACCAUUCUCAGGCAUUGGAGUGCCUGAAGCGAUAUAAAGACGAACCGACAUUCGACGAUAAAUGUAGAGACAUCGUUGUUAAACGAAUGAUCGAGCAGAACACUGAUUAUAGAUUUAAUGCUGCAUUACAAAAUGCUUGUUCAUUAGAUUACAAUAAGCACUGUAAAGAGGUUUUAAUCAAUGAGCCAAAGGACCGAGAACUCGAAGGAAAGGUCAUCGAAUGUCUUAGGUUGAAAUUCCGAGAAGCAAAACUAACAAUAAAAUGUGAACAUCAACUAGCCAACAUCCUCCGAGAAGCAGCUUUGAAUUAUCGUUUAAAUGCGCGCUUAGCAGAAAUGUGUGCUCGUGAGAUCGAGACAAUAUGCCGAUCAGAAGAGGUCGAUCCUGGUACAGUCGAGGAGUGUCUUAAAUCUGAAUUUAAUAUGGGAAAUAAGGAAAUGAGAGAACAAUGUCGAUUAGAGGUAGUUGAUCUCAUUGACGAAGCUAGAGCAGAUAUCAAUGUAGAUCCUUUUCUUGAAAGAGCCUGUGCCGUAGACGUCAGUAAAUAUUGCAGUAGUAUACCACAGGGAGCAGGAAGGCACAUUAUGUGCCUGCAAAAUGUGAUUAAAGAUGAUAAUAAGUCUCUACAACCAGAAUGUAAAAAGAUGUUAACGAUAAGAAUGGAAAUGUUCAAAAAUGCUGCCAAGUUAAGAGCUCCAGAUACCGUAAACGAGUGGAUUUCGAUGGUCAAUCGAUCCUCAUCUAAAAGAUACUUCAUCGUUACAGCAUUUACGAUGAUCGGAAUUAUCUUCAUUAUCGGUUUGUUCUGUGGUAGGGUGACCCGACGUACAAUGAUGAUGAAGAAGAAAUGA